This is a messenger RNA of Aspergillus melleus, 756 nucleotides long. RefSeq lists its product as uncharacterized. Gene Ontology annotation, cellular component: nucleus; cytoplasm. Lineage: Eukaryota; Fungi; Ascomycota; Eurotiomycetes; Eurotiales; Aspergillaceae. Gene Ontology annotation, molecular function: ribonucleoside-diphosphate reductase inhibitor activity. The transcript has a single exon. The coding region runs from base 1 to 756 and encodes 251 amino acids. The record is from RefSeq and is a predicted model, not a curated record.
AUGUCGCCUUCUUUCCACAAUACCCCUAAAACCAACGACCUCUCGAAACGCCGGCGAUUUCAACCACCCAUCACCACCUUCUUUCCUAGUUCUUCAGAAUCGGCACCCGCUUGCGAUGCGCACAUCUCAUACAAUCACUACUCCGCCAGAACCUACUCCUCCACCCCCACCGUCCCCGCAACGGUCCAGUCCUCCCUUCUCUCGGUCGGCAUGCGUGUCCGCAAAUCCAUCGCCGACGGCUACAAAACCAAUGGGUCCAAAAUCGACGCCAAAACAACCUUCCCCUCAUACGACCCCACCGCCCUGCAUCGCAAUGCAGGCGCCCAUGCCGAACUUUCUCCGUUCUGCGGCACGAACUACAACCACAACAGCAACCAGCUCAUCACAGACGACGGAGACGCUUUCUCGCUUCCAGCUAGCAGUCAAGAAUCGGCUGCUUCGUACUCCACUCAACCGACUGCUCAGAAACGCACCUUUGACGCCGACUGGGCAGAUGACGAUUGCGACUUUGAGUCCGAUAGUUCGACGAAUCUCGCCGCAAGCAAUGGGCACAGCGUGACUGUCACCGCGGGACGGAAAUAUCUUGCGCCCAAGCUAUCACACCAGCGACGUCGGUUUGUUGCCCUGCAGCAGCAGAGAACGAUGGAUGUCGAUGACUUUGAUGAAGCGUCGUUCCUGCGACGUCGGGAGGAGGUCGAUAUGGAUUAUGUCCCGGGGCGUGAAAAUGACCAGGAGAUUCAGAUGAGUGGGGUUUGA